Molecule: messenger RNA, 1275 nt
Organism: Saccharomyces eubayanus
Lineage: Eukaryota; Fungi; Ascomycota; Saccharomycetes; Saccharomycetales; Saccharomycetaceae
Exons: 1
Biological process (GO): carbohydrate transport; transmembrane transport
Cellular component (GO): membrane
Molecular function (GO): carbohydrate:proton symporter activity
Source: RefSeq, a predicted model, not a curated record
UUCAUUUUUAUUCUGUAUUUCUGUAAAAGUUUAGGGAUUAUCGCUGCGGGACAGGCAUUGUGCGGUAUGCCAUGGGGUUGUUUCCAAUGUCUGACUGUGUCUUAUGCCUCUGAAAUCUGUCCUAUGGCGCUGAGGUACUACCUGACGACAUAUUCGAAUCUGUGCUGGUUGUUUGGUCAGCUUUUUGCUGCAGGCAUCAUGAAAAAUUCCCAAAACAAAUACGCAGACUCGGACUUAGGAUAUACGCUACCUUUUGCUUUACAGUGGAUCUGGCCUGUUCCUCUAGCAAUAGCGAUAUUCUUUGCACCUGAAUCCCCAUGGUGGUUAGUCAAGAAAGGAAGACUAGAGCAGGCAAAGAGGUCGCUCGAAAGAACACUAAGCGGUAAGGGAGCCGAGAAAGAAUCACUGGUGGCCAUGGAACUGGAUAAAAUCAAAAUGACUAUAGAGAAGGAGAAGAAGCUGUCAGACGAUGAAGGCUCCUAUUUGGAUUGUCUGAGGGGCAAGGUUAAUCGGAGGAGAACGAGAAUAGCCUGUCUGUGCUGGGCCGGUCAAACUGUUUGUGGUGCGUCACUAAUAGGUUACUCAACUUACUUCUACGAGAAAGCCGGUGUUAGCACGGAAACAGCAUUCACUUUUAGUAUCAUUCAAUACUGUCUCGGUAUUGCUGCAACAUUUUUAUCCUGGUGGGCCUCAAAAUAUUAUGGUAGAUAUGACCUUUACGCUUGUGGACUGGCCUUCCAGACCGUUAUACUGUUCAUUAUAGGCGGUUUGGGAUGCUCCGACACUCACGGUGCCAAAAUGGGAAGUGGCGCUCUUCUAAUGGUCGUUGCGUUCUCAUACAACCUGGGGAUUGCCCCUGUCGUUUUUUGCUUAGUCUCUGAAAUACCAUCGUCGAGGCUGAGAACUAAAUCGAUCAUUUUAGCUCGUAAUGCGUACAACAUAGGAAAUAUCGUAGUUGCUGUUUUGAUUUUGUACCAACUGAACUCUGAGAAAUGGAACUGGGGUGCCAAGUCAGGCUUUUUCUGGGGAGGAUUCUGCCUGGCUGUUUUAAUUUGGGCUGUCUUUGAUCUGCCCGAAACCGCAGGUAGAACCUUUAUUGAAAUAAAUGAACUAUUUAGACUUGGAGUUCCAGCAAGAAAAUUCAAGUCAACAAAAGUGGACCCAUUUGCCGCCGCCAAAGCAAUCUCUGAUGAAAUCAACCAUAAAGAUCCCAAGGAAGAUAUGAAAGCUUCCGCCGAGGAGAGAGAGCAAAGCACCCCAUCUCUAAUGGAUUGA